GGAGAGCGUGAGCGCGCGCAAGCUAGCGAGCAAGCCGGAGAGACGAGAGAGGGACCAGGAGAGAGACCCAGAGAAAGAGAAGAGGAAGCCGAGCUCUGGGAGGACUUAAUCUCCAACUUGUUUCAUUUCAUUCAUCCUUCUCUCCUCUCGGCCUCGGGGAAGUGACCGUGGCUCUUGGGAUCUCACAGGUCUCUCCAAGUUGGUGCCUAAGAAAAUGAUAGUCACACAGAUGAGUCACUUCUACACAACCAGCCUUGGGUUUCUUUUUCUGAUUAAUAUUUUUCCUGGAAUAACUGGCCAGGGGGAAUCAAGACGACAAGAACCUGGGGACUUUGUGAAGCAGGAUAUUGGCGGACUCUCUCCUAAGCAUGCCCCAGAUAUUCCUGAUGACAGCACUGACAACAUCACUAUAUUCACCAGAAUUUUAGAUCGUCUUCUGGAUGGCUAUGACAACCGACUACGACCUGGGCUUGGAGAUGCAGUGACUGAAGUGAAGACUGAUAUCUAUGUGACCAGUUUUGGCCCUGUGUCAGACACUGAUAUGGAGUACACCAUUGAUGUAUUUUUUCGACAGACAUGGCAUGAUGAAAGAUUGAAAUUUGAUGGCCCCAUGAAGAUCCUUCCACUGAACAAUCUCCUGGCUAGUAAGAUCUGGACCCCUGACACCUUCUUUCACAAUGGCAAGAAAUCAGUAGCCCAUAACAUGACCACACCUAACAAGCUGCUCAGACUGGUGGACAAUGGAACCCUCCUCUACACAAUGAGGUUAACAAUUCAUGCUGAGUGCCCCAUGCAUUUGGAAGAUUUUCCUAUGGAUGUGCAUGCCUGCCCACUGAAGUUUGGAAGCUAUGCCUAUACAACAGCUGAAGUGGUUUAUUCUUGGACUCUUGGGAAGAACAAAUCUGUGGAAGUAGCACAGGAUGGCUCCCGCCUGAAUCAGUAUGACCUGCUGGGCCAUGUUGUUGGGACAGAGAUAAUCCGGUCUAGUACAGGAGAAUAUGUCGUCAUGACAACCCACUUCCAUCUCAAGCGAAAAAUUGGCUACUUUGUGAUCCAGACCUACUUGCCAUGUAUCAUGACUGUCAUUCUGUCUCAAGUGUCUUUCUGGCUCAACAGAGAGUCUGUCCCUGCCCGUACGGUCUUUGGUGUCACCACUGUUCUCACCAUGACCACUUUGAGUAUCAGUGCCAGAAACUCCUUACCUAAAGUGGCAUACGCGACGGCCAUGGAUUGGUUCAUAGCCGUCUGUUAUGCCUUUGUAUUUUCUGCGCUGAUUGAAUUUGCCACUGUUAACUACUUCACCAAGCGGAGUUGGGCUUGGGAAGGCAAGAAGGUGCCAGAGGCCCUGGAGAUGAAGAAGAAAACACCAGCAGCCCCAACAAAGAAAACCAGCACCACCUUCAACAUCGUGGGAACCACCUAUCCCAUCAAUCUGGCCAAGGACACUGAGUUCUCCACCAUCUCCAAGGGCGCUGCUCCCAGUGCCUCCUCAACCCCAACAAUUAUUGCUUCGCCCAAGACCACCUACGUGCAGGACAUCCCGACCGAGACCAAGACCUACAACAGUGUCAGCAAGGUUGACAAAAUUUCCCGCAUCAUUUUUCCUGUGCUUUUUGCCAUUUUUAAUCUGGUCUACUGGGCCACCUAUGUCAACCGGGAGUCAGCUAUCAAGGGCAUGAUCCGCAAACACUAGAUAGUGGUGAUGCAGCAACCAGAGCACUGUAUACCCUAGGAAGCAUCCAGGCACCUAAACCCCAGGGCUCCCCUUUCUGUGUUUCAGGAUUCUUCUUUUUGACUCUCUACCAAGCUGUGACUCUCAAUAUUUAUGAAUCUUAACGAAAAAAA
This is a messenger RNA of Mustela erminea (ermine), 1845 nucleotides long. It is a transcript of the gene GABRA3, whose product is annotated as gamma-aminobutyric acid type A receptor subunit alpha3. Gene Ontology annotation, molecular function: GABA-gated chloride ion channel activity; benzodiazepine receptor activity; inhibitory extracellular ligand-gated monoatomic ion channel activity. Bases 215 to 1693 code for a protein of 492 amino acids. Gene Ontology annotation, biological process: regulation of postsynaptic membrane potential; chloride transport; nervous system process. Lineage: Eukaryota; Metazoa; Chordata; Mammalia; Carnivora; Mustelidae. The record is from RefSeq and is a predicted model, not a curated record. The transcript is spliced from 10 exons. Gene Ontology annotation, cellular component: dendrite membrane; synapse; postsynapse.